AUGCAGAAGCCCUUCAACGCCGAAGGGUUAGACUUGACCUUCCUGUUCGAUUCUAAUUAUCCUGAACGGACCAUCACUGAAGCCAACAACUCGGCAGCUACUUCCAUUGCCAUGCCAGGCUUCACAACGGAGCAUACUUCUCCCGAUCUUGGCUACGGGACUCAGUCGUCGACUCUCCACAACCAGCUCAGUCCCACUGAACUCAUCAAGCCAUCGGCACUAGGGUCUCGAACUAGUCCAAAUGAUCGCGGCACAAAACAAGCCUUUCAGCCAAAUGGUGCACAUCUUUCGAUCGAGAAUGCAAGAAGUCAGGGAGUUUUUUCACCUUCAAGCGUUAACAGCGUUCUGGCAAAGCGCAAGGCCACUGCACUUGACGAGGAAAAAGAACCCUUCUCAGAUCCAGACAGGCAGCGAUAUAGCACGGAGGUGCAAGUCAAAGAGGAGCCCACGCCAGAGAUACUACUGCAGAACUUGCAGUCAUCUUCAACAGAAGACCACGCAUCGAUGUUUCUCACGCCAGCCCCCAGUCUGUCAGAUUCGCAGCCACCUUCCUUACAAGGCCAGGCGAUGCAGCCAGAACAUCCCGAAGCAAGAAAGUCUGUUGACGAAGAACAGUAUGACGAAGAAGCUCUCAUCAAGCAAUUCGUUGCAACAGGCCAUGAAAAACAGCAUUUCACAUGCGAAAUGAAGCCAUGGGGCAAGUGGGUCACCAAAUCUUGGAGUAGUGGCGGCGUCUCUCGGCGGCCAUACGGUAAGUAG
Molecule: messenger RNA, 759 nt
Organism: Letharia lupina
Lineage: Eukaryota; Fungi; Ascomycota; Lecanoromycetes; Lecanorales; Parmeliaceae
Exons: 3
Coding region: 1-759 (252 amino acids)
Source: RefSeq, a predicted model, not a curated record